AUGGCUCCUAUUUUUGAAUCGAACUUCUCAAUACGCAAAAUUCUUGCCAACAAUACCACUGCAAAAUCUGAAACAUGGGAUGAGAAUAAUCUAUCGCUUACACCACCACACCCUGAAGCCAUGACCGCUUCAGAUGGCGAGGGAUCACCAAACAGCGAGCUAUUGGAUCAAAGACCUGCUUUUACAUUCAGUGCUUUGGUGUCCAUGGCAAUUCGGAGUAGUCCGGAAAAGCGUUUGCCAUUGAGUGCAAUUCAAGACUGGAUCACGGAAAACUAUCCUUAUUAUCGAAAAGACCAACACGGCUGGCAAAGUCAAGUGCGUCAUACUCUUAGCACUAAUUCUUGCUUUAUCAAAAUGCCGCGAUCUCUGGACGACCCCGGUCGGGGAAAUUAUUGGGCCUUAAGUCCAGCAGUUGAAGGUAUGAAAGUAAAUUCCGCAAGUGGUCGCCUACAGUUUGAUCAAAGCAGUGCUGCACGUGCACAUUUUGCUAUUCAUAGCUAUGGGUAUCCAAUAAAUCACGUCAUGGCCCACGGCGUACCGAUGAGCCAUCCUCAAGCACCCACCGCAGUUUACUUUCCAACGCCAGACGAACUUGGACAAUCCCAAUAUGCUAUGAUGAUGCAGGCUCUGCAAGAACAACAAGCGUGGUUUCUUUUUCAUCACCAAAGGAAACAAUUUCUACAACAACAAUUGAUGCAAGCACAGCAACAACACCAAUUUAAUAACACAUAUCAUAAGAUGUACCAACAAAUGACAUUCCACCAACAACAAUGCGAGUUCUUGAUGUCCAAAAAGUUGCCAAUGUAA
This is a messenger RNA of Anastrepha obliqua, 807 nucleotides long. RefSeq names its product forkhead box protein fkh-2-like. The transcript has a single exon. The coding region runs from base 1 to 807 and encodes 268 amino acids. Gene Ontology annotation, molecular function: DNA-binding transcription factor activity; sequence-specific double-stranded DNA binding. Gene Ontology annotation, cellular component: nucleus. Gene Ontology annotation, biological process: regulation of transcription by RNA polymerase II. The record is from RefSeq and is a predicted model, not a curated record. Lineage: Eukaryota; Metazoa; Arthropoda; Insecta; Diptera; Tephritidae.